UCGACAACAAUGGAAAGGAAAACAGUUAUUAGUAACGAUGGAAUUGACUUUUUCGAGAGAACCCAUUGGUUAUUGUGUGAUUAAGAAAUGUUUAAACUUGCCAUUCUAUUCAUAUUGAUGAUUCGAAUCGAAACAAUCCAAAUGACGACCAAUUCAACAGAAAAAGAUAAAAUCUGCGAGAGUUUGCAGCGCAGUGAUGGCAGCAAAUUCAAUAUACUGGCAGUUGGCAAAACAAAAAAACGAUUACUAUUGAUAACGGCCGAUUUUUAUGUUUAUGAUGUACCACUGGAUUCAAUGAAUUCGACCAUAGAUAAAUUAUAUCUUGGCAGUAAACCCUUGCAUAUGGAGCAAAAAUAUCCCGUUCUUUACCACAGUCCAUCGUUUCAAAGAAUUAAACAUCUCAUCUUCAAUGCAUGGAUCAUGACUGAUCCGGAUAGUGAUUGGAUUUGCAUUACUGUUAGAACUUCUUCUUUGGAAAACGGAGUUAAUUAUGAUAUCGACCAUUCACAACCAAUACCGGGAUGGUCAUUUGAUGGAAGCUUAACUACAUCGCAAGUAUUAAUUUCAACCAGCCAACCAUGCCAAUACUAUUCAUUAACUACAACCGAUUAUCAUCAAAGUCUCCAAAUUAAUCGCUUUCAAUGUGUUGAAAGUGACCGUGUACGUGAAACACCCAAGAUAUCUCCCAUUAAUGCUGACGCAAUCAUAUGUUAUGAUCAAACCAAAACCAAGAUUACCGUAGAAAUGAUACCAUGGGGGCAGCAAGCAAAAUGUCGUUCGGGAAUUCCGGUGACAUGGCCAGUGUUGAAAGGAUUUGUGAGUGCGGGCAAAUUCUAUCUAUUCGGUGAAUCACAUAUCUACAUAUUCGAUGAGAAUGUUUAUAAUGAACCAGGACAGUCAUAUCCAGUGGAAAAACAUAGUUAUGAUUCCUUCUUCAAUUGUCCGGGCAUUAUUCCAUCAAGUAAUGUUGUUUUCAAAUCAUAUUUUUAUUGGAUAAUUGGUGCAAUCAUAGUGUUAUUGGCCAUAUUAUCCAUCCUGAUAUGGUGUAUAUUGAGCAUUCGCCGUCGUCGACGAACUCGAACAUCAUUGAAACGUGUAAAAUCGGGACGUUCAAAAGUAAUGAGCAAACAGAAUUUAUCGAAAUUGUCCUCAACUAUUGUCACUAAAAGAAGUGCUAAAAGUGUGGCUUCCAGAAUGAAAAGUCGAUUUGUAAGGAAGGUUGGAAGUCGAUCAGCAUUAUCCCAGGGAUCAGGAAACGUAACCGUUCGUUCUGGUGUGGGUAGCAAAGCGGUCAGUAAUAUGAAUAGAAAGACUACUGUCAGUCGAUUGAAACGUUCAUCCACACGAAUUCAAAGCAAUAGUAGCAGAUUUAUUUGAAAUUGUAAUGAAAUUUUAUAACAAUUUUAUCAACCAUAAACAAUUUAUGUCCUCAUCAUUU
Messenger RNA from Dermatophagoides pteronyssinus (European house dust mite), 1438 nucleotides. RefSeq lists its product as uncharacterized. NCBI's taxonomy places the organism in Eukaryota, Metazoa, Arthropoda, Arachnida, Sarcoptiformes, Pyroglyphidae. The record is from RefSeq and is a predicted model, not a curated record.